AUGAUGGAGGAUCGAGAAUAUGGGGACAUGGACGUUCCCAACUAUAUGAGGGGAGCUAGCAAAGGAUUCACCACGCAUUUCUAUAUCAACGGAGAUGAACAUUACCAGAGCAAAUCUCUGCUAGUCAACCCAAAAAGAUAUAGAAACUUUGACACGUUUCUGGACGAUGCAACACGGUCUUUGAAUCCUCGAUUUGGUGCAAUUAGGAAUGUAUAUACCCCAUUAGGAAAACAUAAGAUUUCGAGUUUUGAUGAUUUGAAAGAAGAUGGGCAAUAUGUAGCAGCAGGGGUAGAGCGCUACAAGAAUAUUGGAAAACCGUAA
Saccostrea cuccullata (small rock oyster) is the source of this 321-nucleotide messenger RNA. RefSeq names its product doublecortin domain-containing protein 2-like. Gene Ontology annotation, cellular component: microtubule; microtubule organizing center. The coding region runs from base 1 to 321 and encodes 106 amino acids. The transcript has a single exon. The record is from RefSeq and is a predicted model, not a curated record. Lineage: Eukaryota; Metazoa; Mollusca; Bivalvia; Ostreida; Ostreidae. Gene Ontology annotation, biological process: intracellular signal transduction.